UCCCAGCUGUGCCACGUCAGGCACAGACCACCCCCCUCUGGCCUCAGUCUGGCCCAUCUCUGUCUAGUGCCUGGCCCUGCUCCAAGGGCAGGUGUCCUUCCUGGCUGCCCAUGCCUUCCACAUGUGCCCUCUGCCCUAGGUGGACGGAGGCCCAGUGAAGACCGUGGUUCAGCGGGUGCGGCCUUGCUCCCUGGACAGAGCCACGCAGAAGCUCAUUGAGAACAUCUUCAGCAAGGAUAUGUUCGAUGAUGCCAUGGCCAGCAUGAACCUGGGUGUGAAGAAGAUGCCCCUGGAAAAAUUCAGCAAGAAGCAGAUUGCCCGGGGCUUCGAGGCCUUGGAGGCACUGGAGGUGGCCCUGAAAGCCCCCACAGAUGGUGGCCGCAGCCUGGAGGAGCUGUCUUCCCACUUCUACACUGUGAUUCCCCACAACUUUGGCCGCAACCGGCCCCCACCCAUCGACUCCCCCGAGCUUCUUCAGGCUAAGAAGGACAUGCUGCUGGUGCUGGCCGACAUCGAGCUGGCCCAGACCCUGCAGGCAGCUCCCGAGGAGGAGGAGAAGGUGGAGGAGGCGCCACACCCACUGGACCGAAAUUACCAGCUCCUCAAGUGCCAGCUCCAGCUGCUGGACCCAGAGGCGCCAGAAUACAAGGUGAUCCGCACCUACUUAGAACAGACUGGCAAGGAUGACGGGUGCCCUGCUCUUCAACAUGUUUGGACAGUGAACCGAAAAGGGGAGGGAGGUGGCAACAGGUGGCGCCAGUGGACUCCGCGUCUGCGCAGGAACAAGAGGUGGGCCCCUGGGGCAGCCAUGUCUAGGAGUCAUUUUGGACAGGGGAAGAAGCCUCUAGAUACGUUUUUCUGGGUGAACGAGGUAACUGGAGAAGUCACCUACCCCUCACGGAAAGCAGAUGUACCCGCAGCUUCUCUUGGGAAGCCCCAAGAGAGGCCCGGAUCUCAGCGUGGGAGCGUGCAGGGGGCCCCUAACAGUGCCCAGGGCCGGGCCGGCUCACCUGUACAGAAGGCUGCCCCUCCAGCCCUGCCCAUAGCUUCACUGAGACACGCAGGCUCAAGAAACUCCCUCCCACCUCCGCCGACCCACAGCCUGGCUAAAGCUGCAGCGAGGAGCCCCUCGCGGUUCUCAGAGGUGUCUGUCACCAUCUCACCACCAGGAGGCGCUCCGCCAACAUUCCGCCCGCUUGGACGAGCCGGCCUGGAAUAA
Molecule: messenger RNA, 1219 nt
Organism: Hipposideros armiger (great roundleaf bat)
Lineage: Eukaryota; Metazoa; Chordata; Mammalia; Chiroptera; Hipposideridae
Product: poly [ADP-ribose] polymerase 3-like
Exons: 6
Coding region: 239-1219 (326 amino acids)
Biological process (GO): protein poly-ADP-ribosylation; double-strand break repair
Cellular component (GO): site of double-strand break; nucleolus
Molecular function (GO): NAD+ poly-ADP-ribosyltransferase activity
Source: RefSeq, a predicted model, not a curated record